GGCGGGGCGGUUCUGCCUGGACGGUUGAGGUUAGGCCUUUCCGGUGGACCAGUCUCUAUAGUCAGGUUACCGCCUACGAACAGUAAGUUUGAUCAGUUUGCCUUAUCAGAUUCUUUGGAUUUGAGGGCGCUGUCAAAACCACAGUCUGAAAUUCGGGUCGCCUUGACAAUAAAUUCAGAUUACAUUUGUCGAGGAAGAGCAGAAGCAGGCGAAAGUUGGAGGUUCAAUAGCCAGCCUUUUGGAAUUGACAGCCUUAAAGCCUUCUUCUGAGAGGUUGUUUUGACUAACGCAACCCGUGUUCUGAUGAGUAAAAUCAUCAAAUACACAGUUUUGUUGUUUGUAUUAAUAACCAAAAUUCUCAGUCCACCGUGGUGCUGCAUGCUUGUAAUCCCAGUACUGGGGGCCAGGGUCAGGAGAAUUGCCUCGUGCUGAAAUCCAUCUGGGUCUACAUACUAAUACUACCAUGUCCUCAAAACCCCAUUAUUUACAUAAAACUUAAACAUUUAUUAAAGGUAUUUAUGUGUAUGAGUGUGUGUGCACCAUGAGUGUGCCCACACAAGUCAGAGAGGGCAUCAGAUCCCCUGGAACAGAAGCAACAAAGGGUUGUGAGCCACCAUUGUUUCACUGAGCUAGAACCCAGGUCCUCUGUAAGAGCUCUUGAUCUCGGAGCCAUCUCUCCAGUUCCUAUUUAUACACAACUUAAACAUUACAUAAACACAGACAUGGAGAAUUAGAGAACUUGUAACUCCCACCAAGUGCUCUAUCCUCACUUCACAAGAAUGUCAGCCUUCUGUUGCUAGUAACUAUUUUUAUAUGUAUGUACAACAAUUUCCUCUGAGUUGAAAUCUUCCUGGAGGAGGGAGUCUCGAAAAACUCCAGAAGUGAACAAAAUUGACAACUUCAGCUGAAGCAAGAUUUGUAAGCUUCCAGGUCCACCCCCACCCCAGGCUGUGUAAGCAGGGACCAUUGCUAGGGGGAAGACUGCAGGACUCUAUCAGCCAUGCAAGUCCUGCAGGGAGCUCCAGGGAUGCAACUCUGUGAUUGUCCAUGCCGGGGUGGGCUCUUCUGUGAUGCAGCUGUCUUUGAGUCAUCCAUCCUCCUGCAAGUGCCUCCAAUAAACUCAGUUUCACGAAGCUGGAUUUGAGUGGAAUCAUUUUCUUUGGCUUGUUGGUGACCUGGAACUGCAGGAAAAAAAACAAUCACACAACAUAGGAAUGCUAUUAUUUUGUACAUGCAUUGUGUGAUUAUACGAUCUUUCGUUUUACUCCUCUCUACUUAACUAUAGGUAUGUUUUUUAAAUUAAUUGCAUUUGUUCAUUUGCAUGUGUGUAUGUGUUUAGAUUUACCCAUGCCAUGUGCAUAUACGGAGAUAAAAAACUUGAGGGAGUCAGUUCUUUUCAUCCUGUGUGUCCUGGGAAUUGAACUCAGGUCAGCAGACUUGGCAGCAGAUACUUUAACCUGCUGAACCAUCUGGCCAGUCCCCUUAGCAAUAUAUUUGUUUAGUUGAGCAUGGUGGCACACAACUUUAAUCCCAACACUUGAGAGGCAGAGUCAGGCGGAUCUCUGUGAGUUCGAGGACAGCCUGGUCUACAGAGCGAGUUCCAGGACAGCCAGGAGUAGGUAGAAAAACCCUGUCUCAGAAAAAAAGCAAAAACCUCUACCUGUCCAGCUAUUGGCCAGUCAUCUUCUUUAUUAACCAGUGAGAAUAAUACAUAUUUUUAAAAAUUAUUUAUUUUUAUUUUAUGUGCAUGAACUCAAGGCCUCCUCACUGUAUCCAGUAUUGGUUUGGUUGUUGUUGUUGUGGGUGUUUUGUUUUAGAUAUUGAUUGGGGGGGGGAGAAAGAGGGAGAAGGAGAGAGAGGUGAGCGAGUGUGUAUGAGCACAGGUGGGAGCCAGUGCUCUCCUUCCUCCUUCCUUGCUUUGAGGCAGGGCCUCUCUUGUUAUUUUUCUAGCUGUUCUGUGUACUCCAGGACACCCAGCUGGAGAACUUCAGGCCAAUUCUGAAUCUGCCUUCCAACUUGCAGUAAGAGGGCUCAGACUGUAGAGGUAUGCACCAUGGAAUCCAGUCUUGGUUCUAAGGAUCAAAAACAGGUGUCAGGAGUGCAUAGCCAUCUCAAGGAGCCAUCUUCCUGGCUUCUGUUAUCUUUUUGGGAUAUCUCACUUUGCAGCCCAAGGUGAACUGGGACUCACAACGAUCUUUCUGCCUCAGCUUGCUGAAUGCUGGCAUUUCAAGUUUAUGCCAUUGUGCUUGGCUUGGAUUUUUUUUUUUCCCUUUGAGACAGGUUCUUGCUAUACAGCUCAAACUGGCCUCCAAAUCUCUAUCCUCCUGCCUCAGUUACCUGAGUGUGGGGAUUACAAGUGUGUAGAGCAUGUCCAGCUCAGAAGUGAGUAUUUAUGCUUUGACCAUGAAUAAUGAAAUUGAGACCCUACUGUAUAAAUUGUUGUAUAAUCUUCUCUUUCACAAACAGUGGACAUUUUUCAAGAAUCAUCAAAUAUUUACUCGCUGUUCUCCCCCAGCUCCUCCUUGCUCUUGCCCUCUCAGCCUAGAAUUGAUAUGUAGCCCAGGCUGGCCUUGAACUCAUAAAGAUCUGACUGGAGCCAAUGUAGUUUGUCACCAAUGCCCCCCUCCCCCCACCCAACAGGGUUUUACUAUGUAGCCCAGGCUGGCCUUGAACUCAUGAUCCUUAUGCAUCAGCCUUUGAAGUUUUUAUAUUAUAGUCGUGGACUACUAUAGCUGAAAUAUACUACUUCUUGUAGGCAUACUUUUCUGUCUGCCAGCCAGUUCCCAAAUAAACACACAGAGACUUACCAUUUAUUGUAAAUGUUCCACUGAUAGCUCAGGCUUGUUAUUAACUAGUUUUUACAUUUUAAAUUAACUCAUUUUUUUUUAUCUACACUCUGCUACGUGGCAGUACCUUUUUGCAACAUGGCAAGUUUAUCUUGCUUUUCUCUGCGUCUCCUCGAGAUGCCCAAGACUCCUCCCCUUCUUCUUCACACUCUUUUUGUCUACAAGUCCCACCUAACCUCUACCUGUCCAACUAUUGGCCAGUCAUCUUCUUUAUUAACCAGUGAGAAUAAUACAUAUUUUAAAAAAUAAUAUAUUUAUUUUUAUUUUAUGUGCAUUGGUGUUUUGCCUGCCUGUAUGUCUGUGUGAGGGUCCCCUGGAACUAGAGUUACAGACAGUUGUGAGCUGCCAUGUGGAUCCUGGGAAUUGAACCCAGGUCCUUUGGAAGAGCAGUCAGUGCUUUUAACCGCUGAACCAUCUCUCUAGCCCCUAGUAAUACAUAUUUAGAGUAUACAAAAAGAUUAUCCCACAACAACUUCUUAAAGCCUGUAGCUUAAGUACAUGACUAACUGAAUGUCUACUGUGAAAGUAUAUACAACCCUUAUGUGGAAGGUAGUCUGUUACGCCUUACAUCAGGGUCCCCGAUGAUGGACCUCAAAUUUAUUGUUUGUUUGAGACAAGAUCUCACUCUCUUACUGAGACUUGUACUUCUGACCUCAAAGCUGCUUUGCCUUAGCCUCCAGAGUAACUGGAACUAUGGACAUGUACCACCCCAGGUGAUGCUAAGAGCUGAUUAGCUAGAAAGAUUCACAUUAGAAGAAAAACAAUUACAGGAUGGUUGUUGCAGUGAACUAUGCCCCUUUCAAAAUCAUUGCUCAGAUGUCAUUCUGGAUGCACAUGCCUUUUUCCUUACCCUUCUUGAACUAUUUUUGUUUUGUUUUUCCAGACAGGGUUUCUCUGUGUAGCCUUGGCUGUCCUGGAACUUGUUCUAUAAACCAGGCUGGUCUUGAACUAGCAAAGAUCCGCCUGCCUCUGCCUCACCUGGGAUUAAAGGCAUGCACCAACACCACCUGGCUGUUUUCUUUUUCAUAAAAAAGUUAUCAUUGUUUUGUCUGCAUGUCUGUCUGUCUGUGCACCAUGUAUACACCUAGUGCCGUUGGAGGCCACAAGAGGGCAUUGGGUCCCCUGGAACUGUCUCUUGGGAAGUGGUGCUGGAAAAUGAACUUGGAUCCUUUCAAAGAGCAGCCAACACCUUAACCACUGAGCCACCUCUCUAGUCCCCUUCCUUUUCUUUUCUUUCUUUCUUUUGUUUUUUUGAGACAGGUUUUCUUUGUGUAGCCCUCGCUGUACUGGAAUUCACUUUGUAGACCAGGCCCUGAACUCACAGAGAUCCACCUGCCUCAGCCUCCAGAGUGCUGGGAUUAAAGGUGUGCACCACCACCACACCUGGCCCCUUUCCUUCUUCAGUAGAGAUUAUCAUCUACCACAUGAGAUAUAUUUAUUAUUUUUGCCUAUUUUCACUUGAGAGAAUAUAAGCUUUAGGAAGACAAGAAUUAUUGUUAGCGAAUCCCAAGAGCUCAGAACAGAGCCUGAUAUGUCUUAGGCAGCCAAAUGUUUAUUGAGCGAAUAAGUGAAUUGCUAGAGACAAACUCUACAAAUAAAGGAUGGGGGUGUAGCUCAGUGUGACCCCACUGAGUCAAAGCACUUAGAGGAAGGAGUCAGAAUCACAGGCAGAAAGUGAAGUGAUGCCAAGGAGACUGGUGCAGAGAGCUGCUGAAUGGCUGCGUUUCUUUGGCAUGAUGGAGACUUGUGGAGAUGUAUGGUGGUGAGGGUUGCCCAACAAUAUAAAUGUGCUUAUCACCGAACUGUGCAUGUGUGCGUGUGCGUGCGUGCAUGCGUGCGUGCGUGCGUGCAUGCAUGCAUGCGUGCGUGUGUGUGAUGUGCUGGUUCUCCCUUUCCACUUUAGAUCGCUCUGGGGUGAGCCAUCAUGCUUUCCUUGAAACUGCACCUAGGAAUGGCUGAUUUUAAAAGCUAAUCAAGGCACUCUAGAGGAUGGGCUCCUGUCAGCCUCUUGUCUGUCUGUUUGUGACAGGGUCUCACUCUGGCUGUGUAGCCCUGGCUGUCCUAGAAUUUGCUUUGUAGACCAGCAGGCUGGCCUCAAAGUCAGACAUCAGCUGAACUGCCUCUGUCUCUUGAAUGUUGGGACUAACAACGUGCACCAUCAUGUCCAGCAAGGCAUUCUAAAUAUAGGGGUCUCAUGUCUAAAGUAUAUUUCUGCCAAGGAGGAAGUGUUUCUAUCCCCAGGCAUGUCUGCUUGCCAUCCAAAAGCCAGAUGACAAAUUCCCACUUUGGGAACUCAUGUACAGGCAUUCACAGGAAGGGGGGAAAAGAAUAGCAUGGGCGAUGAUGGGACAGCAUCACACUGAUCAGUGUCUUUUUAUCCAGGCAAUGUGUCAUCCUCCCCCACUCCCCAUAGUCUAUGGCACACUACACACCACACACACACACACACACACACACACACACACACACACACACACACACACUUUCCUCAAAGUUAAACAUCACAGCAGUUUGUGAGUGUUGUGUUAGUGGACACACUAGCUUAUGUAAUAAGGAGUGGAGUUACACAUUCUGAUGUUAGCCGAAGACGAAGUGGUGUUCUGGGCUGUGCAGUCGACAGAAAGCAGGGUUCUGGUUUUGUCAGGCAAAGGCAGGGGGAGGCAAAAUAAAUCCCGCUAGGUACAACUUUCAACCACUGUUGACAAGAUUGACUUUAGAAAUUGCGUUCUGAACGUCAGCAUUGAAGUGCCCUGGAAUCUCAGCAGCCAAAUCAGUAGGAUUGUGCUGCUUAUGGAACUCACAUAGGCACUUUAAACAAGUUCUUUAAGAUUUCGUGUGCUUUUUAGAAAGCCAGAUAAUUUGAAAUACUUAUUCCAAGCAGUCAUCUACCUUGUAAACGUUUAGUGUUAUUUCUACUACUCAUUAACAAGAACACCAAAUUCUUAUUUAAAGCUUACCUAGAAAACAUUUUUAUGAACUUCAAAUGUACAAGCGACGAGGUCCCCAAAUAAAUCUUGGUGGUAGGUCAGCAAAUCUGGCCGCAAAGCUGUUGUCAGUGUUUUCCGUGUCUUUGCAAUAAAGGAAGGGUGGGUGGUUUCCAAGCCAAUGGCUCAGCUGGUCCCCACUGGCGGGUGAGAAAGUUCGCAUCUCCUGGACCGCCUCUUCCUGGCGGCGACGUACGACCUCACGCGUUCCUGCGCCUGCUCUGGGCGGCACAGACAAGCUGCGUUCCCGCCAGAUUAGUUAAGUUUCGUUUCCAGCAGUUACGGAGAGUUCCCCUUCCCGCGAUCUUUCCCCGAAGUUGACUCUUCCUUUCCGGAGCACAGAGCCUCAGAUAUGGAAGGUCAGUGCCGAAGGCCGACAGCGCCGCGCGCUAAGAAGCCGGCUGCGAAGCGCGCCACGACGGAGCCCAAAGGGACCGUGGCCGCCCGGCCCCGCGCGGGAAGCUGCGUCCCGCAAAGGGGGGCGCGAUCGCGGCGUGCGGAGUGUGACGGGGACCCCGCGGAGAAGCCGCGCGCCCAAGCGCCCCCGGGAAGGGCGUCCGUGCGCACCAAGGACCCACAGCCCUCGGCCACCGGAGCCGCAGGUGACGCCGGGCAGCCCGGCGUCCGGGAGCCCCAGCCUCCGACAGUCCCCGAGGUACCUGAGGUCUCAAGGGGCGUCCGGGAGCCCCAGCGUCCGACAGUCCCCGAGGUACCUGAGGUCUCAAGGGGCGUCCGGGAGCCCCAGCCUCCGACAGUCCCCAAGGUGCCCGAGGUCUCAAGGGGCGUCCAGGAGCCCCAGCCUCCGACAGUCCCCGAGGUACCUGAGGUCGCAAGGGGCGUCCAGGAGCCCCAGCGUCCGACAGUCCCCGAGGUGCCCGAGGUCUCAAGGGGUCCUCGCGGCAGGAGGGGCGCGCGCUCCACGGGGCAACAGAGAGCCCCGCGGGCUUCCAGGAAGGAGCCGGAGACCCUCGACAAAAAGCUCAAGAGGGUGCUGGGAAAUUUGAAGUUGAAACGGGAUGAGAUCUCGGUGGCAGCCGAGGUGGUGAAUGAAGUCGUGAAGAGCCUGCUGAAAGGAAUGCAGACCAGUGAGUCGGAGUUCAAAGGCGUGCAGAAGCUGAACACUGGCAGCUACUAUGAGCAUGUGAAGAUUUCUGCUCCUAAUGAAUUUGAUGUUAUGUUUAAACUGGAAGUCCCCAGAAUUGAUCUACAAGAAUAUCAUGACACUGGUGCUUUUUAUCUUGUGAAGUUCAGAAGAAUUCCAGGAGGAAAUCCUCUGAGUCAUUUUUUAGAAGGGGAAGUAUUAUCAGCUUCCAAGAUGUUGUCAAGAUUUAGGGAAAUCAUUAAAAAAGAAGUUAAAAAAAUUGAAGGUAUUGAUGUCAGUGUGGAGAAGGAAAAACCAGGAAGCCCUGCUGUAACACUUCUUAUCAGAAACCCGGAAGAAAUAUCUGUGGAUAUAAUUCUGGCUUUGGAAUCAAAAGGCAGCUGGCCCAUUAGUACCAAAGAAGGACUACCCAUCAAAAACUGGCUUGGCACAAAAGUUAGGACCAAACUAAGACAAGGACCAUUUUAUCUUGUGCCCAAGAAUGCAAAAGUUGGAAAUGGUUUUCAAGGCAAGACAUGGCGCCUCUCUUUCUCUCACACUGAAAAAUACAUUUUGAGUAAUCAUGGGAUAGAGAAAACAUGUUGUGAAUCUGCUGGAGUGAAAUGUUGCAGGAAAGACUGUUUAAAAUUAAUGAAAUACCUUUUGGAACAGUUGAAAAAAGAGUAUCAAGAACUAGAUGAAUUCUGUUCUUACUAUGUGAAAACUGCAAUCUUUCACAUGUGGACUGAGAACCCACAAGACAGUCAUUGGGACCCCAAGCAACUGAGCACCUGCUUUGAUGAGUUUUUGACGUUCUUUGUUGAGUGCCUCAGGACAGAGAAACUGAUGCAUUAUUUUAUUCCAAAGUUCAAUCUAUUCUCUCAAGAAGAAAUUGACCAAAAAAGUAAAGAAUUUCUGUUAGAGAAAAUUGAAUAUGAAAGAAACAAUGGAUUUCCAAUUUUUGACAAGUUUUGAAAUUAUGUAUUUGUCUGUAUGUUAUAAUGUGUUCUUGUGGGUGUGUGUUUAGGACAGAGGUUGAUGCCAAAUGUCUUCCUCAAUCACACUUCACUUUUUUGAGACAAAGUCUGCUUCUGAACCCAGAGCUCAUGGACAUGUCCAGGCUGAUUGGCCAGUGAGCUCCUGGGAUCCGCCUGUCUCUGCUUCUCCAGCCCUGGGAUCAUGGAUGAGCAUCACCUAGACAGCAUUUCACUGUUGCUGGGGAUCUGAACUCAGGUCCUCAUGUGUGCAAAGCCAGUACUGUACUGACUGAGCCCUCUUCCCAGCCUGGGACUGUAUUUUGAAAUGAAACUGGGUUCAAAUCCAUUGUGGUGGUGUGUGCCUGUAGUCCCAGCACAUGAGAAAUGGAGCCAGAACAACAGUUCCAUGUGAUCCUUGGCUGUAUCUCUAGUUCAAGGAUAGCCUGGGCUACAUGAAGCCUGCUUAAGGCAAGGUAUAAAAGGGGCUUGGAGGGAUGGCUCGGUGGUUAAGAGCACUUACUGUUCUUUCAGAGGACCUGGGUUUGGUGCUCAGCACCCAAUGGCAGGUCAUAACCAUGACUCCAGUUCCAGGAAGUCUAGCCUGCUCACUGCAGGAUCCUGCUUGCACAUGGCGUAUGCACACAAACACAUAUACAAGAGAAAUAUUUUUUAAAAGCACAAAAAAUAGAAAAUGAAACUAUGAUACGAUCCCACGAUAUGUUAAGUGUGUUGGCACUUAUAAUCCUGGCACUUGAGAAACUGAGGUAUGAGGGUUGCCAUGAAUGCAAGGCCAGCCUGGGCUACAGAAUAAGAUCUUGUCUCAAAAAAUAAAACACAAGCCAGCAGCAGUCCCUAUGAGUUGCCAUGGUGUUUGGGCUGGGUCUGCUCACCCGUCCUGACUCAGAAAGGUACAGUGCUUUGUUUUUGUUUUUCUUCUUUUGGAUGCUGGUCAGAACCUAAAGAGGCUUUUCCUGAUAUUUGUGCUUCCUUACUUUUUCUCUUGAAGUUCCCUCCAACCCCUCGACACAUAUACACCACAUGGCUGCUUAUCUAUCAAGUGGCUGAUGUCCUCUUUGAAUACAAAACAACCCCCCCAAAUGUGAUUCUAAUAAUGCAAAAGCUCACAGCAAUAACUAAAACGAAUAUAAUUUAGUUGUCAGUUUUUCGUUCAUUCACUCAAAUAUAAAGAUUAUAAUAAAAGUUAAAUACUAAAAAUAAAAAGGAAAACCUUGCCAUCUGGGAAAGGGAAAACAAAUAUAUAUCUUUCCCUAAUUAAAUGCAUUAAGUCCUUAAUGAAUAUCACUUCUCACCUAGUGUAAGUCUGCAGAAGGCUGUGAGAGACCAUAAUCGAAUGGUUGAUUGAAGCCUUGUUCAAAUACAGGAAAUGGACAUGAAAGUGGUGUCUGGUCCUGUGUCCCAGGGUAGGAAAGGAAAGGAAAAUUAAGUUCUGCAUCUACUUCAGGUACCCUAUCAUGUGUGGAUAAGCUUGUAAUUUAUUUUUAUUUUUGUUUGUUAUGUGUUUCUCCAAAAGCACUGGUACCUAACACAGAAAUGAGUGUAGGGCAGAGGGCGACUCUCCUCUGUAUUCAAGCAGCAUUCACCAGUGACAAGUGAUGCUCACUAACUCUUUCUGGAGAACUUUGGUCUGCACUGUUGCGGGAGCCUCUUUCUCAUUGUCCUGUACUUGUUAGUUCCCUGUGUAACAAAUCAUGUCUACCACAUGUGUUGUCUUCACUUUUUUGGUAUCUUACAGUAAAUAAGAUUUAAAAGUUUUAAUGUAUGAAUUUAUCAGUCUCAGAGUUUGUGCCUUGUACUUAACCACUAGGUUUGAAUGUCAUAGAAAAAGCGUCCACAUGGGGAGGAAAAGUUUUGAGGACAAUUAACAAGUAGAUGCCAGACCAAAAAAAAACCAAACAACCAAGCUCUAUUUAAUAUCUUAAAGUGAGUCCUUGUUCCCCCCUCCCGAAAAAAGAAAGGUACACAAAGCCCGGGAUUCAGUUCCCAGCACCUAAAUAAGAAAAAAGAAAAUUACAGGCCUUGCAUUUCAGAUCCUCUUGACCCAGUCUCACCAGUAUCUGGGAUUACAUCCAUACACUACCAGGCUGGGUUUGUACUGCUCUUCUGAGUUCAACUCAUGCUUAGAUUUUGGAAAACUAGUUCCUUACUGUUCUGAUGUCUUUUUUUUUUUUUUUUUCAAGACAGGGUUUUGGUGUAGUUUGGGGGCCUCUCCUAGAUCUCACUCUGUAGACCAGGCUGGCCUCGAACUCACAGAGAUCCGUCUGGCUCUGCCUCCCGAGUGCUGGGAUUAAAGGUGUGGGCCACCAUCGCCCAGCUGCACCCAACACAAUUUAUCCAUUUGAAGGGUACCGUUCAAUGGUGAACCUGGGUCUUCUGCAAGAACAGAGGUGUCCUUAGUCACUGAGCCAUUUUUCCAUUCCCAGAAAGUACUCUUGGCUAUGAAGCCAUCUUCUCAGCCCCAAAGUAUUGCCAAUUCAUCUUCAAUGUGAUGGUUGCAGUUCGUUUUCUGCCACAAAAAGGGAUAGAACUGCCAGGCGGUGGUGGCACACACCUUUAAUCCCAGCACUUGGGAGGCAGAGCCAGGCAGAUCUCUGAGAGUUUGAGGCCAGCCUGGUCUACAGAGCAAGAUCCAGGACAGGCACCAAAGCUACACAGAGAAAACCUGUCUCGGAAAAAAAAACAAAAAACCAACCAACCAACCAACCCAACAAACAAACAAACAAACGGGAUAGAACCUAGGACCCCACACAUGGUCAAGCACUUUACCACUUUAAAAAGUGGUGUUUUUUGUUUUGAGACAGGGUGUCUCUGUAUAGUCCUGGCUGUUCUGGAACUCACUUUGUAGACUGGCCUUGAACUCAGAGAACUGUGUGCCUUGGAGUCCUGAGAUUGAAGGCUGCAUUUUUUUUUUUUUUUGUUCUAAAGGAAGGUUAUCUAGUGGUUAUUGAAGCUCUGGUUGUGCUCACAUCAUCUCAGGACUUGGGUGCAGGUUCUAUAAGACGACAAAGUGACAGGAAGCUACCCAAUGCCUGGAUUGUACAGUUGUCGCUCUCAGGGAAGCAGGUCACUGUCCCUGCACUCAGGCUCUUAUGAUUGUUUACAAUAAGACCACUUAUCUGCAGUUUUGCUUUCCAUGAUUUCUGUAACAGUCAACUGUGGUCCAAAAACAUGAAAUGGAAAACUUUGGAAAUAAAAGAUGUACAUGUAAA
This is a messenger RNA of Peromyscus californicus insignis, 11115 nucleotides long. It is a transcript of the gene Cgas, whose product is annotated as cyclic GMP-AMP synthase. Gene Ontology annotation, biological process: paracrine signaling; activation of innate immune response; DNA damage response. The transcript is spliced from 5 exons. NCBI's taxonomy places the organism in Eukaryota, Metazoa, Chordata, Mammalia, Rodentia, Cricetidae. Gene Ontology annotation, cellular component: nucleus; site of double-strand break; cytosol. The record is from RefSeq and is a predicted model, not a curated record. Gene Ontology annotation, molecular function: 2',3'-cyclic GMP-AMP synthase activity; chromatin binding; double-stranded DNA binding. The coding region runs from base 6183 to 7886 and encodes 567 amino acids.